Molecule: messenger RNA, 864 nt
Organism: Eimeria acervulina
Lineage: Eukaryota; Apicomplexa; Conoidasida; Eucoccidiorida; Eimeriidae
Exons: 6
Coding region: 1-864 (287 amino acids)
Biological process (GO): pseudouridine synthesis
Molecular function (GO): pseudouridine synthase activity; RNA binding
Source: RefSeq, a predicted model, not a curated record
AUGGCGAUUGCGCGGACUCUGCAGCUCCGCCGAACACGGUUGGAGUGGCUGGCGCGCCGCAUUGCCCUUAGCGGCUGUCUCUCACGAAGGGAGGCGUUGGCGGCGAUUGAGCGUGGAGAUGUGAAGGUCGACGGCCGCACAAUAACACGCGACGUAGAAAUAUGUGAUGAGGCGGAAGUCUCUCUGAUGGGAAGAGUGCUGCCAGCUGCUGCAGCGAAGCCUUUUCUCUUUGGUAUGUUAAAGCCUCCAGGUGUGGGGUGUACGUACACCUUAAAUGCUUCGGGCCCCACAUUGAAGACGCUGCUGCUGCAGCAGCCGUGUUUAGAGGAGAUGUGUCUUGAUGAUAUUGUUAAACAAACGAAGACAAGUGCUUUUAAUAGCAAAGGCAUUUCUUCAACUAAGCAACAAGACGCUGAAAACAGCAGAAAAAGAACAGCAGCAAAUGCCACCUCGAGAGAUGCUGCACAGACACCAGAAGAGCAAUAUUCCCAAAUCCCCAGCAGCAGAGGCAGCAGCAGCAGCAACAGCAGCAGCAGCGGCAGCAGCGGCAGCAGCAGCAGCAGCGACGCGUUUCCGCAUAUACCAGGGCAUUUGAUACCUGUUAAUCGACUGCCGCUGCAUGCAGAGGGCCUCGUACUUCUAACUAACGACGGCGACUUUGCACACACAUUGCGGAAGCCAAGCAGCAAAAUCUUAUCUGCCUACGAUCUCCGCGUGAGCGGCUGUCUGCCUGAUGGAGCCGUCUGGCGGCAGUGGGCGUGCGGAGUGCAGCAAAAAGGAAUUGACUACGGGAGAGUCUGGGUACUGCUUUUAAUUCAACAGCAGCAGCAGCAACAGCAACAGCAGCAACAGCAGCAGCAGUAG